AAAGUCACUAAAUCACGAAUUGCCAACUGAGAGAAACGUCAAACAUGAUUGUGAUAAUAGUGAGACGGGAGUGGAAGUUUGUGUAAAAAAGUGUUUUUUUUUUGGAUUAGACACUCCCCGAAAUCGUCCAAAUUUCAAUUAAACACAACAAUGGGUUUUCGUGAUGUCUUUACCGGUGUCGCAAUAUGAGGCUUUGCUGGCGGAAGUACGCGGUUUGAGACGUAAAGCUCAACGCGUACAACAGCUAGCGACACCUCUUUUAUCAAAUUUUUCUUCUUCUUCUUCUUCUUCCAGUAGUCAGAAUGACGGAGUGAAAUUGUGUACUUCCCACGAAAUGGAACCUUUAUUGAGCUCAUCAUCAACAAAUUGUGAUGAUGAUCCAUGGUUGGAACAACCCAUCACUAAAACCUCGAUUGAAGUUACCAGUGUGAUGAGUUUUGCGUCAAGUUCUGGCGGUGGUCUUUUUCUCGGCUCUCCCAGUUUAUCACGUCGUUCAUCGCAACAAUUAGAAGCCAAAGUCGAUAUGGUUUAUAGUCUUUUAGCGAUGUUAAGUGGUCAAGAACAUGCCGAUAUGGGUGAAACACUCUUAGCUUUAAGUACAAAUCCAGAAAGUUGUCUUGCAAUGCGCCAAUCUGGUUGUAUACCAUUAUUGGUACAAAUGGUACAAUCGGAUCGUGAAGCUGAAACUAGAAAAAAAGCAGCACAAGCCUUACAUAAUUUAGUGCAUUCGCAACAAGAUGAAAAAGUCAAAAAACGCGAAGUGAGAGUUUUUAAAUUAUUAGAACAUACAAGGGCCUACACUGAAGCAGUAAGGGGGCACCAUGAAAAUGAAUUUGAAUCAGAAGAAGAUGAUAAACAUCCGGUACAAACAGUGGCACAUUUAAUGAAAUUGUCAUUUGAUGAGUUGCAUAGACAAGCUAUAUGCACCCUGGGAGGGAUUCACACAAUUGCUAGUUUAGUCGAGGCCGAGCAUGCGAAUCAUGGAAGUACCACAACCGAGCAACACUGUAUUUUAAUGCGUCGAUACGCCUGUAUGGCGUUGACAAAUCUAACAUUUGGUGAUAGUGGCAACAAGGCGUUACUUUGUUCGUAUAGGGAGUUUAUGAGAGCAUUGGUGGUACAAUUACAAAGUCCUAGUGAUGAAUUACGACAGGUAACGGCGAGUGUUUUACGUAAUUUAUCGUGGCGUGCCGAUGCAACAAGUAAAGAAAUUUUACGUGAAGUUGGCAGUGUUAGUGGUUUAAUGAAAUCAGCAAUGUUGGAUAAUAAAGAAAACACUUUGAAAUCUAUUUUAUCGGCUUUAUGGAAUUUAUCGGCUCAUUGUACGGAAAAUAAGAGUGAAAUAUGUUCAGUAGAGGGCGCUUUGGGUUUCCUCGUUGACACACUAACUUAUAAAACACCCUCAAAAUCGCUUGCGAUUAUUGAAAAUUCCGGCGGUAUUUUACGAAAUAUUUCAAGUCAAAUAGCCGUUCGUGAUGACUAUCGUGAGAUUUUACGACGUCAUAAUUGUCUUCAAAUCCUUCUUGAUCAAUUAAAAUCACCAAGUUUGACAAUUGUUAGUAAUGCUUGUGGUACAUUAUGGAAUUUGUCGGCUAAAUGUUGCACCGAUCAAGAAUUAUUAUGGCAAAUGGGGGCACCAGCAAUGCUUCGUAGUCUCAAUCAUUCGAAACAUAAAAUGAUUGCGAUGGGAUCAAGUGCGGCUUUGAAAAAUUUAUUAAGUGCAAAACCAACACAAAUGUUACCAUCUGUAAUGGACUCAACAGCGUUGGCUAUGGAUUUACCAGUAUUGCCAACAUUAGGCGCACGCAAACAAAAAGCAUUAUUACAUGAUUUAGAUCAAACGUUACUAUCGGAAACUUUUGAUAAUUUAGAGAAAGAAUCACCAAAGAAAUGUGAAAAUUCCGGUUUUUGUAGUUUAGAUGAGGCAAGUACGAGUUAUGAAACGAGAAAGAAUUUAAGUUUGCCGUAUUUUGACGACUCAAAUAAUGAUUUAAACAAUGGAAAAUGUUUCAAGAGGAGAAUUGAAAAUAAAAAUUUGAAUGUUUGUUCAGAUUCGGGAUUACAAAGUUUUGAGAUUGAUUCAGGUUCGAGUUCAAUCGAUAAUGAUAAAUGUAAAAAAGAUGAUGAGAAGGAUCACUGUUCAAUUGAAGAUGUUUCCGAUUCGGAUAAUCAAGUUUGUGACGAUUCAAGUUUUUCUGGUCUUACGACUGUUCGACGAGAAGUAGAGACGAGUUUUUCACCGAAAUUUAAAUAUCCCACUGCAUCAUCAAAUGUAACAAUGUUUGAAGGUGACAUUGAUGAAAUCGACAUGGAUGAUAUUUCGAUACAUUUCGAAGAAAAACAAGAUACCGAAAAUGAAAAAAUUGAAACGCGUAAACUUAGUGGUAUUCCAUUACCGAAAAGUACUAUAAAACAAGAGACAAACUUGUUACUUGAUACACCAAAGAAAAUCAAUCAAUCAUCGGCUUUACCACGACCCCAGACGAGUACACCGAUUGUGGGAUCAAAUCAAACCAUAAAAGUUGCAAAUAUUGACGAAAUGGAAAAAUCAAGUCCUGAAGAGUUUCCAUUUUUGGAUCGUGAUCGUUUUUUGGAACGCAGUUGUGAGGAAAAUAAUCCAAUGGAUAAUCGAAUGUUGGAUCCGGAUGCAAUGAUUCAAUCACUUGAUCGAUUCACAGCUGAAUUGGUAUCACAAGCAUCACAUCUUCAAAAUGACGAGAAAUAUAAAGACAAUACGUGGAAUGAAGAUACAUCACCGAAUGAAGUAACAUUUCCGAGUAUUUCUGGUAGUGCACCGAAUGUCAUUACUUUCGAAUCGGAGGAAAAUCACAAUGAUUUUUCAUCGGUUAGCACAAUGACUGAAUCAACUUUGAUCGCAAUUGAAGCUAGUAAAAUGGCAACGGUUUUUAAAAAUGAAGCUGAAAUGUCAUCAAGUGUGACAUGGCUUGAAUUAGAUAAAGUUCAACCUCCCAGUUUACUCGAAUCGUUUAAUUCCGAUGUGAGUAAAAGCCCGAAAUUGACAACACGUAAAAAAUCCUUUAGUUUAGUACGUCGAGUUUUGAGUAAUUCACAAAAUUCGGAUAGUUUAGAACAGGUGAAUGAUUUUGAUACGAGUUUCCCCGAGUUUGUUAUCAAUGGUUCGAUUAAUCGUAAUGUAAUGACGUCGAAAUUGACCGAUUUGGAUAAUAUUAAUCCACCGUCGUUGUUUAAUGAAAUUACAGAUCUCUGUAAUUCGCUAAGUGAUGUACCGACUGAAGCUAUAGGAAGUGAAACUGAGAUUUUUGAAGAUUGUCAAACACAUAUUGAUGAUGUUACCGAAUUUUCGGAUGCUAAUAGUGCAACUCCUAUACAAUCGGAUCCAAGUAGUCCGGAAAUUUCACCAAAAAAAAAUAAAACAAUCAAAAAACCGAUGACUUUAAAAGAGAAACGAAAUUUGGCAAAAGAUCGUUACAAGACUUAUACAGUGGCAGCAGCGGAAAUGUUUUCACAAGAGGAAGUGACAACAAGUGAUUAUCAAUCAAUUGAUACUCAAAAAAAUGAACCUAAAACGAAGUCUAGCAUUCGUAAGAAUUUCCUUCAGAAACGAUUAGAGAAUAAAGAUCGCUUCAAAACGCAAACUUUGAGUCCAAAACCAGAUUUAGACCUCGAAAAAGAGGCAAAUUUAGUUUUGAAAAACUUGCAAGAGACGAAAACCAGUGAAGAAUUAUUAGAUUGUGAAACAUUGAGUUUGGUUUCCAACGACGAUGACUCUGAACAAAAUUCAGUAAAUUAUCGAACGUAUCACAAAAGUUGGGGUUUAAAGAAAAAUAUUCCGGUUAUUGAACCGGUCACAAAACCAAAAAUUGUCAAACCUUCUGAGGAAGAAGACCAAGUCAAAGCAAUCCGAGGUCGUCGAAAACCUCUCUAUUCGAAACCGACCCCCAAAUCACUCAAACCAUCGAAUUUGGUGCGAAAUAUCACAACUUCGAUCAAAUCGGUGGCUGUGAAACCACCCCCAAGUGGGGGGGCUUCCAAAUCUAAACCGAAAUUGGAACGUCAAAACGUUUACAAAACAAGAAGCGGCGAGUUCAACAGUUACGAAAACUUCACGAAUUCCGUCGAAAAUUCCAGCGAGGAGUUAUGGAAGAUCAACGAGUGCGGAGAGUACAAGACGAGUGCAAAGUGCAGGGAAUGGAGUAAAGAGAGCUUCAAUACCGGCACCGAGAAGUGCGAUAUUUGGAAGAAAAUUGAAGAGAGUAAGAAACAACCAGUGAAUAAGAAGGAUACAAGAGUUUGGAUCGAGGCGAAAGGCGAGUCGGGGGGAAGUGGAGGUGUUGUAAUGAGGGGGAAGAAACGGGAAGGGGAUGAAGGGAAAAGAGUGUCAAGGUUGGGGUCGUUCAUUUGUGGUGAAAAUGACGACGCCAAGUCGCGAAUCUCUUUCGGUAAAAAAUUUACAUUUUCUCACUACUCGUUUCAGGGGCCUAUUUUUCAGCAAAAAAGCGUAAAUAAUGAAGCCGUUCAAGUGGUAGUCCGUUGUCGGCCUAUGAAUGGGCAAGAGAAACAAGCCGAUUGUAGUCGUGUCGUUACCGUUUAUUCAAAUCGUGGGGUUAUCGAAGUUGAGAACCCGAAAGCGAGGAGUGAAAAUGAACGCAAGAAAAUCUUCACAUAUGAUGCUGUGUACGACUGGAAUGCUUCGCAACAGUGUCUUUACGACGAGACAGUGCGCCCCCUUGUCUCGUCAGUCCUUGAGGGUUACAAUGGUUGCGUGUUUGCGUAUGGUCAAACCGGGACUGGGAAAACCUACACCAUGGAGGGGGUUGAUUGUGAGGAGGAAUGGGGGGUUAUUCCACGAGCCUUUCAGCAAAUUUGGACUCAUAUAAAUCGGACCACUGGAGUGGAAUUUCUAGUCACAGUUCGAUAUUUGGAAAUAUACAUGGAAGACAUCAGAGAUUUGUUAAAAAUCAAAAACUCAAAGUCACUAGAACUUCGGGAAAUCACCGGUAAAGGUGUGUGUGUCACUCAUCUCCACUCACAGACAUGUCAAAGUGCCGAUGAUAUGUUACGAGCAAUGCGAGUGGGUAAUAAAAAUCGUACAAGUGGUGCAACAAAUAUGAAUGAACAUAGUUCACGUUCACAUGCAAUAUUUCAAAUUGUUAUUGAAAUGGCUGAAUUACAUUCGAAAAAAGUAAAAGUUGGUAAAUUGAAUUUAGUUGAUUUGGCUGGUAGUGAAAGACAGUCAAAAACUGGUGCAACUGGUGAACGAUUUAAAGAAGCAACAAAAAUCAACAAAGCUUUGUCCAGUUUAGGCAAUGUUAUUUAUGCACUAGCUGAAAAUUCCCAACAUAUACCGUAUCGUGAUUCGAAAUUGACACGACUUUUACAGGAUUCUUUAGGUGGUAAUAGUAAGACAAUAAUGAUUGCGAAUAUUGGACCAGCGAAUUGUAAUUAUGAAGAAACUAUAAUAACAUUACGAUAUGCGUAUCGUGCAAAAUCGAUUAAGAAUCAACCGAUUAAGAAUGAAGAUAUUAAAGAUGCGAAAUUAUUAGCACUUCAGGAAGAAAUCGAACGAUUGAAACAUUUAAUUGAAAUGAAAUCAAACGGUGGUGAAUUAGACGAUUCUGAAGUGGUUUUAGACGAAAGUGAAACAUCCGAUGAUGAAGAUAGCAAAAAAGAUGAAAGUAAAAAGAGAUUGGAAUUGGGAAAAAUGGAAGUGGAUGAAUUGGCGAAAAAAUUGGAAACUUUAGAAAGUCAAAUGGUACAUGGAGGAAAAAAUAUCGUCGAUAGUGUAAAUGAAAACGAAGUUAGAUUAGAACAACAAAAACUUGAGAUUGCAGCACGAAAAAAACGCGAAAUUGAAAUGCAACAAAAAAUCGAAUUGGAGGAAGAAAGUUGCAUCGAAUUGAAACAAGUGUUUGCAAGUCUUCAACAACAAGUCGAUUUUAAAAAGGAUAAAUUAAAACGACUUUAUGCUAAACUCCAAUCAAUCCGACAAGAAAUCAAAGAUAAUCAUAAGAUUUAUAUGAAUGAUCGACGCGAAAUUGAGGAAGCCAAUGAUGAAGCUUCGAUGCAAUUAAGACAACGUUUUCUUAUUAUUGAUAAUUUUGUACCACCUGAAGAACGUUCACGUUUAAUUAAUUUAGCACAGUUUGAUGAAGAUAAAGAUAAUUGGAUGUUGAAAAAAGAGAAGAUUGAUGCGAUUACAAUGGAACGGCCUUUGGGGCAUUGCUAUCGAAGGCCUAUCUCGGAAUAUGCCAUUACGACUGGACAAGUUGUACCAAAAUAUCGAGGUGAAAAUGUGUUAGAUUUGAAAUUAGAUAUGCCAUUACGAAUCACACAAGAUUACAACAGUCCAAUAAUUUGUCCCCAAAUUAAAGCAACUGUCACCAAUAUGAUUUUACACGAUGUUGAAAAUAAUACAAUUGUUGUUAAAGCUUUGCCUCAUACAGUUAGUGCAAGAAACACUUCGAAAUUGGAACAUGAAGGCAAAUAUAAACAAGCGACAAAAUUCGUUAUAGAUAUGCAGAAUUACAGACUAAAAAAACAAGUGAACCGGUCCAUUGAUUGAAUCUAGUCAGCUUGUAGAAUUUUAUUUUCGUAUCUAGUCUUGUCCAUGUAGCUUUGUGAUUUUGUGAUAUUUUAGCUUUAUUCACAGUAUAAAAAAAACAUAACAAAUAAAUACUUAAUACUA
Messenger RNA from Tribolium madens (black flour beetle), 6667 nucleotides. RefSeq lists its product as uncharacterized. Gene Ontology annotation, molecular function: ATP binding; gamma-catenin binding; microtubule binding. NCBI's taxonomy places the organism in Eukaryota, Metazoa, Arthropoda, Insecta, Coleoptera, Tenebrionidae. The record is from RefSeq and is a predicted model, not a curated record. Gene Ontology annotation, cellular component: cytoplasmic microtubule; beta-catenin destruction complex; catenin complex. Gene Ontology annotation, biological process: negative regulation of microtubule depolymerization; nervous system development; cell migration.